Molecule: messenger RNA, 1002 nt
Organism: Arabidopsis thaliana (thale cress)
Lineage: Eukaryota; Viridiplantae; Streptophyta; Magnoliopsida; Brassicales; Brassicaceae
Gene: ST4A
Product: sulfotransferase 4A
Exons: 2
Coding region: 1-1002 (333 amino acids)
Cellular component (GO): cytoplasm
Molecular function (GO): sulfotransferase activity
Source: RefSeq, marked reviewed
AUGGAUGAAAAAGAUAGACCAAAGAACUUGAGGGAAGAAGAAGAAAAACCGAGUGAAGAAACCAAAAUUCUGAUAUCUUCACUUCCUUGGGAGAUAGAUUACCUUGGGAACAAGCUGUUCAACUACGAAGGAUAUUGGUACAGCGAAGACAUUCUCCAAUCAAUCCCCAAUAUACACACUGGUUUUCAGCCACAAGAAACUGAUAUAAUUCUUGCUUCUUUCUACAAAUCGGGCACGACUUGGCUCAAGGCACUCACAUUUGCACUCGUUCAACGAUCUAAACACUCUUUGGAAGAUCAUCAACAUCCUUUGCUACAUCAUAAUCCUCAUGAGAUAGUGCCCAAUCUUGAGCUAGAUCUGUAUCUUAAAAGCUCAAAACCGGACUUGACCAAGUUCUUAUCAUCAUCAUCAUCAUCUCCAAGAUUGUUCUCAACUCACAUGUCGCUGGACCCGCUUCAAGUACCCUUGAAGGAGAACCUUUGCAAGAUCGUGUACGUUUGCAGGAACGUGAAAGACGUGAUGGUGUCAGUUUGGUAUUUUAGGCAAAGCAAAAAGAUCACUCGAGCGGAGGAUUACUCUUUGGAGGCUAUAUUUGAGUCAUUCUGCAACGGAGUUACCCUACACGGUCCCUUUUGGGACCAUGCACUGAGCUAUUGGCGAGGCAGCUUGGAAGAUCCCAAGCAUUUUCUUUUCAUGAGGUACGAGGAUUUGAAAGCGGAGCCUCGUACUCAGGUCAAGAGACUUGCAGAGUUCUUGGAUUGUCCAUUCACUAAGGAAGAGGAAGAUAGCGGAUCUGUAGACAAGAUCUUGGAACUUUGCUCUUUAAGUAAUCUAAGAAGUGUGGAGAUCAACAAAACCAGAACGUCGAGUAGAGUGGAUUUCAAGAGUUAUUUCCGUAAAGGACAAGUUGGUGACUGGAAGAGUUAUAUGACCCCUGAAAUGGUAGACAAAAUUGAUAUGAUUAUAGAGGAAAAACUCAAAGGUUCCGGUUUGAAAUUCUAA